AUGGGCUUCUCGUACUUUUUGCAUUUCGUAGCGGUCGCCGCUCUUCUGAGUUCCGGAAUCGUCAACUCAAUUCCCCUUCCCAUUUCCCAGCGAGACACCGCCGAACGCUACAUCUUCGCGAAUUGCAUGAACAGCAUAACCUCCGAUACCUAUGCAGCCAUCUUCUGGUACUACCCAGACUUCUUACCGGACUUCCCCGAGCCACAGGCCACGGCCUACGUCAACAACCAGACGUCGGUCGACUUUGCAGGGAAAACCACCGUCGUCACCGACCCGUUCACGUUGAAGGCCACGAUACCGAAAGGCGCGGCAACUGCCGCUGAAGGCAAAUUGGUAUCCACUGACGCCACUGCGGGCUCCUUCGCUGGGCCCAUGGCGGUCAUUAAAGGCUCCGGAGCGGCUUUCUACACCCCUGAAACGAAUGUCAAUUGCUAUGAGGAAUAUUGGCAGCGGGAUAACCAGUCAAUAGAUCCUUGA
Neoarthrinium moseri is the source of this 477-nucleotide messenger RNA. RefSeq lists its product as uncharacterized. The coding region runs from base 1 to 477 and encodes 158 amino acids. The transcript is spliced from 2 exons. Lineage: Eukaryota; Fungi; Ascomycota; Sordariomycetes; Amphisphaeriales; Apiosporaceae. The record is from RefSeq and is a predicted model, not a curated record.